Messenger RNA from Poecilia latipinna (sailfin molly), 5616 nucleotides. Its product is annotated as CTTNBP2 N-terminal-like protein. NCBI's taxonomy places the organism in Eukaryota, Metazoa, Chordata, Actinopteri, Cyprinodontiformes, Poeciliidae. The coding region runs from base 110 to 1855 and encodes 581 amino acids. The transcript is spliced from 5 exons. The record is from RefSeq and is a predicted model, not a curated record.
GCUCGCCUGAGAGCAGGAGCGCCUGUGACAGUGGAGUGCAUUGAUUCAUGCUGUUGUGGAGUCUCGUUUCUGGUUUUGGGAAACAAUUAAUGCGACCAGACAAGAGCGCAUGAAGGUGGAGAAGAUGAACGUGGAGGCUCUAAGCCGAGCAGAGCUGCUGACUCUCCUCAGUAUCCUGGAGGGAGAACUGGAGGCCCAGGAUGUAGUCAUACACACCCUCAGAGCCCAACACCGAGAUGAGUUUGUCCAAGACCGCUAUGGGCAGUAUGACCUCAGCGAUCCAUUCCUGGCCCUGCAGCGCGACGAAGAAGCCGCAGAGCGCCAGACCGCAAUCAGGCAACCCCAAGCACAUCCGCAUGGCCGGGCGGUGGGCCCAAACCCUCUGGCUGUGCUGAAACUGGUCAUGACUCACUGUAAGAGGAUGCAGGAGAGGAUGAUGGGACAGUUGGCUGCUGCCGAGAGCAGGCACAGGAGGAUGAUCACCGCUCUGGAGGAGGAGAAACAGCGGUGUGUCCAGGAAUCUGCUCGGCGUGCCGACUAUGUCUUUGUUCUCGAGACAGAAAGAGAUAAGCUUCUGCAACAGCUGGAGGUGGAGCAUGCAACGGUGCAGAGGUUGGAGAAGGAACAGGCACAAGUGGUGAGCAAGGUGGAGGAGUCGCUGACCCAGGAGCAGCAGCUCUCCUCCAGUCUGACGCUGGAGCUCCAGAAGGCCAGCAGCCAAGCUCAAGAGGAGGCGCAGAAGGUCUCUCAGCUCCACAUGCUGCUGCAGGAAGAGACCUGCGCCCUCGAGAAGCUCCAGCAAGUUCUUGAGUACGAGAAGAACAGGGUGGCUCAGCUGGAGGUCAAGUCGGAGAGGCAGACGGCUGAGUUUGAUGCCGAAAGAGAGCAGCUGAAAGCCAGACUAGAGGCAGAGGAGGAAAAGGGCAGAGAGCUUGAAAAACAAGUGAAAGAACUUAGAAAAAGGUUGGCUGAGCCUCAGGAAAGUAAAUAUGAGGUAAAAGAGGCUGCGGCCGAGGUGAAGGAGUCACAGGGCAAGAUGGUGUCCAGUUCUGUUCAGACUGAGACGGAUGGAAAGAUUACUCCAAAAUCCUCUACCGUACCAAAGGUCAAUGGCCUUCAGUCUCAUAAAGAGACAGAACCAUUAACACAUGAAGUGAAAGGAGCAGAAAACGGAGUGGAUAAUGGAGGUGGAACCCUUCUCCAUUCCCCUAUUCACCCCUUUCCUCAUCCUCACUCUCCCUCCAGCACGGCCUCCUCUUCCCUCUCCUCCUCCCCCGUUUCCUCUCCAGUUCUAGCGAAGCGUCUGGGCAGCCCGGGCUUCCUUCAGUCCUACCAGGCUGGAGUCAAUCAGAGAUUUCAGGCCGCCAGACACAAGUUCCAGAGUCAGGCCGAGCUCGAUCAGCAGCAGCACGGUGGGCCUCUUUCCCCCAGGGACCUCUCUCCAACCACCGCAUCCACCCCUCCUCCGCCAGAGCACAGCCCGGCUAAGCAGCUGGCCCGCAGCACAGUCACUCAGGUGCUGUCCCGCUUCACCAGCCAGCAGGCCGGAGUGAAGUCCGCGCCAAUUAACAACUCACCAUUUGGCACAGACUACCGCAAUCUGGCCGCAUCUCCUACGGGGGGGAGGUCGCCUUCUUCAGGGCCAUUAUCUCCGUGCUUUCGCUCUCCUCUCACUCCUCGUUCAGAGAAGACCCAUCCUCCUCCAAUUCCACCUAAAAGGCCCGGCAUGAGUCCAACUCCGGGUUCCCCAAAUCACUCUCCUCGGACCAGCCUCUUCCCAGAGCUUACGGGGAACUGUGGGCACAGCAGCAGUGGGCAGGAGGGAGCCAAGGAAUCAGACCUGGUCUUAUCCUAGUGCCUAACAUUCCAGACCGUGCAAGCUAAUUGUUGAAGAAAUCAGCUACUUCAGUUUCUGAUGUUAACUAAGUUUAAGACAUUGAAUAUUGGCAUUGGAAAUUAAAACACCUUGUAAAAAAAAAUUUCAUACCCUUUAAACUUUUUUCACAUUAUAGCUUCAACCAUCAAUGUGUUGUAGGUUGUAGCCAUAACGCGAGAUAGGCUAGUGCAAAGUAGCAUUUGUUUGCUGAUCCUCUGAGUAAAUAGUUUUCACAGCCACCAUUUUCUGACAUGUCUGCUGCGUUCCUUGGUCUUGGUGAUGCGGUUUGUUCGGUAAUAUUCUAUAACAAACAUCUGGGACUAAUUUAUUACCCAGAGGAAUUCAGUUUACUAAUCAGCAGAAUUAAGGCACUAAAUUUUAUGUAGCGGUAUCGCAGUAAAAGGGGGUGAAUGCAUUACACAUUUUUAUAUUUUCUUUGUAAAAACUAAAGUGUGAACCAUGUGGUGUUAUGUCUGCUAAACUUUGCAUUGGUCUAUCACUUGAAAUAUAAAUGCAAUACAUAAAGGUUUGUGGUUAUAAAGUGGAAAACAUGAAAAAGUUUGAAGUAUGAAUGCAUUUUCAAAGUGGUGUAUACUGGAUGCAUUGUUUGUUCCUACCUCAAAAGCACAACAUGAGAAACAAUUGGUAAAAAUGAUUUAAAAGAGAUUACAAAUUCCUUUAUUGAAGUUAGUUUUUAUGUUUUACAUCAUUAUGAAGUUACACUAAAUGUCAAAUUUCUGAAUUUUAACUAUGAGUUUGAGCAUCAACCAUCAGUAAAAACCAAGCUUAAAUUCUGACAAAUCAAACGGACUGGAGUUGUGCUGAGCUAGUGAUUUGUUUGUUUUCACAUAUGGAUUUACUCGUCAAACCUUUGCAACUCAAACGAAGAGUUUGUCCAGAAGCGAACCCAAAAUAAAGAGGGUUUCUCAAGUGUACGGCUAGUAGAGCAUAGCAAGCAUGUAGCUAUUACAAUUUUACAAAGACAAAAAAAGGUUUUUAAAUGCUUUUAUUGUGAGUCCCUAUGCAAUUUUUUAUGGAGAUGGACCACGUUUUUUUUUUUGUUUUUUUUUUUUUUUUAUUGUAAAUAUGUCAAGAAAUCUUUUCCUAUGAAUGAACAUGUGAUGCAUGUGUUUGUUUUUACUUGUCAUGAAAACACUGAGACUUGUCUUGAAAAAGGGAGAGCACAUUUUGCACUGCAUCGACUACACAUCAGCACAAUUUUUAUGAACACAGCAUAUCCAGGGAAUGUUGAAUUCUGCUCUACACAAGCUGAAAAUGUUGCUUCAUUAUGCCACGCAGUAAAUAUUUUAGAUGUUCAUACUUUGAUACACAAUUGCGACAAUUUAUACUGUAUAUGUAUGUGUCAAUUUUAUAUAGAACUGUGUCUUGUAGACGAACUACACACGAGAUUAUUUUAUUUUUGUUGGUCUACCACUUUAUUUUUUAACAUUUUUUUUUUUAUUUUGAAAGCAGUAAUCGACUUCAUCACAUUAGAUUUGCCAAUUUAUUUAAAGUCAUAUAUGUACAACCUGUCUGGGGUUCUGUUCUUUUAUCACUAGUAAAUGCUCAUAUCAUUAACACGCUAAGUAUUCAGUGCUUUAAAUAAAUUGUCCAUUCCUUCAAGUGAUGAAUCAUCUGUCUUUCUUACAGUCUGAGCUAACAAAACAACAGCAGUAUAUUUGGAGCUCCUGAUGGGAACACUAUGCCGUUUCACCUAUAGAACAGCGUGUGAUGGUCAGAUUUUCUAUUUGAUUUGUUUUAAGUUGCUUUUUAACAGAGAUAAAAUCUACUUUGGGCAAACUUCUAUGGGCAUGAGCCUCUGAUGACAUCACAUAAGGGUGAUCAGCAACUGAAAAUUUGGCUACAACAAAACACAUGGAAGCAACUCAUGAAGAUGACCACUACAGAGUGGAAGUGCCAGAUUUCAUUAUUAAAUGUGAUGUUAUGAAUAUUUAACCGUUUAUUCAGGUUCUGCUCACACAUGCAAAAUAUGAUAAGCUGGAACAAAUAUUUGUCCGUUGUUUAGGGCUUUUUCUCGCAUAGUUUUUCUUUAGUUCAAAUCAGUUGAGUUUGCCAACUCUCAAGUUUUUUGAUUGUUCAGUUGACUCCGAGCACCAAAAGGCGAGAAAUUAAUAUCUUCAGCGUGUAAAGUUUUUACAGGUCUUUGCAAAGUGAGAAGAAAGCUGCUUUCAUACUAGCAAAGGCUCUCUUGGAACUAAACUCUGGUUUGUUUGUUUUUUCAGAGUUGUGUAUUCAUUUUCCUUUUCAGAUUUCAGCUCAUUUCACCAGUGGUACAAAUGCACCGAAACCAAUCGGAUGGAAAAAUGACGACUGUUGACAAUCAUUCUCACUGUUUCCUUCAGCCUUUCCGUUCUUGGUAGCAUCCGUUAUGGUCGUGAAACUCCGCCUCAGUCACAAGGCUGAACCAGUUUUAACUCCGUCACAUUGCUCUACAACCAGCAUCUACAGAGGCUUUUGCCCUCGUUUCUGCUGUGAUGCCAACAACCCAAAAACACAGAAAUGAGGAUUAGCCGUUUAUAAAACUAUUUUUUUUUAUGUGUUUAUUAUUUUUGGUAAUAAACAAUUUAUUACCAAUUGUGUUUAUAUCGGUGUACAUUUAUCAAGGAAAGAAGUAAAUAAUUGGAUUGUAAGUCAGUUUAUUUGAACAGGGUGGGGCAGUAUAGUCUUUAACUUUGUAACUGAUCGGCACACAGUUGUAUUAUACUGUAUAUUGACGUUUGAACACAGCACAUAGCAUAGCUAACAAGUAACUGAUCAGGUGCCAGCCAACUCAUAAGACAUGUAGAACAGAGAAUGAUGUUGCCUGAUAGGAGUCACGCUACAUUUACAGUAUAUCAUCUUGCCAUAUGGCGACUGCUUUGCAUUCACUUGGCAUCGACUUAUACACAGUCAGAACAAUUAUGAGUGCAAUGUACUAAGACUCCAAGAAAAAGACAGCAUAUUAAAAUAGAAAUUUUACACACAAGAGCAGGAAGAUGGAGUUCUUUACCAUAGGAAAGAGAUUUUGGCAAAUAAAUUUUGGUUAAUAUGACGAUGCUUUCCUUCGUAACAAAAGGAAAACGAUUUACAGCAAAGUUGAUACCAAAAAGAGAACAGAGGAUGUUUAAUGGAUGCAGCAGAGCAGAGGUGGCUUUAUCUUAGUUCUGUCCUCACAACUUGCAUGAACGGAGAGAUAACGCAUUAGUGGAGCUCAACAGAGAAAACAAGUGAACAUUCCCGCAAACCUGACAGAAAAACAUACAGCUGUCGGAGCACUUGUACAACAGGGCUGUGUCAGGCUUUGUGCUGUAUUUAAAUGCUAUAAAUUUCAUUUGGAUUAUGCAUUACAGAGAAGCAAUACUAUAACCAUCUUUCUGUUGACAUGUAACCUAAUAAUUUCCUUUUCUGACCAUGUAACAAUUCCACAAGUGAAGUUGAUUUUCAGUCCAAUCAUGCAAGGUAAACAAUGACAAGAAAAACAACCUUUCAGAAAAUUCACGUUCUACUAAAGUCAAACCCUGAUAUGAGAUUGUGUGCUUGAAUUUUGUCAGCAGCUGCUUUGUGCCCUGUGUGCAGAGAGCUGCAACUCUGAACGCAGCUCGGGAUUAGUUUCACAAAGACGAAUAUCUGAAUUUUGUAACCUGAAGCUAUGGAGUUCUGCAAUUCCUUAAACAGAGAACAGGUUUUUUUUUUUUUUUUCCACAACGCAGUCCUGAGCACAGCCCUGCACUGUCCGAACA